CUUGACUACUCGGAUACCUUCCGUAACCAUCCAUGCCCAACCAACAACACAACAGAGAAAAAUUAUACGUUAUGCUUCGUCAUGUGCAGUAUAUUCAUGUGCGCUGGCAUGUUGUUAGCUACCCAAUUCAAAUUCGGUGAAGAAAUAGCUAAACCAAAUGAAGUUGCUGGCUUAAUGAUGGACACUCGCGAAGCGGAAGUUUCGCACGUGGUUGCCGAAAAAGCCAGGGCUCGGCAAGUACAGGUUGGUAUCACAAUAUGA
This is a messenger RNA of Cylicostephanus goldi, 261 nucleotides long. The record is from the annotation of a GenBank genome assembly. NCBI's taxonomy places the organism in Eukaryota, Metazoa, Nematoda, Chromadorea, Rhabditida, Strongylidae.